Eublepharis macularius is the source of this 4271-nucleotide messenger RNA. RefSeq names its product discoidin domain receptor tyrosine kinase 2 (gene DDR2). Gene Ontology annotation, cellular component: signaling receptor complex; membrane. Gene Ontology annotation, molecular function: collagen binding; ATP binding; protein tyrosine kinase collagen receptor activity. Bases 98 to 2665 code for a protein of 855 amino acids. Lineage: Eukaryota; Metazoa; Chordata; Lepidosauria; Squamata; Eublepharidae. Gene Ontology annotation, biological process: cell surface receptor protein tyrosine kinase signaling pathway; positive regulation of kinase activity; multicellular organism development. The transcript is spliced from 17 exons. The record is from RefSeq and is a predicted model, not a curated record.
UUUAACGCUGUGGACUAAAGUUCUGAAAACGUCCACCCUUGCUCCCCUAAAACUUCAUCUUAGCAGCCAGGUACCAGAGUCGUAAAACUGUUCCAAGAUGCUAACUCCUGCCUGGGCGUUGAUAGCUCUACUAGUGCUGCUGGAUAUCCCAAGUGUUGUGAAAACUCAGGUCAAUCCAGCUGUCUGCCGUUAUCCACUGGGCAUGUCUGGUGGGCAUAUCCCUGAUGAGGAUAUUUCUGCUUCCAGCCAGUGGUCCGAAUCCACAGCGGCUAAGUACGGAAGGCUGGGUUCUGAGGAAGGAGAUGGUGCUUGGUGCCCUGAGAUCCCUGUUGAACCAGAUGACCUCAAGGAAUUCCUGGAGAUUGAUUUGCAUGCCCUGCACUUUAUCACGCUGGUGGGGACCCAAGGCCGACAUGCAGGGGGGCACGGCAAUGAGUUUGCUCCCAUGUACAAAAUUAAUUACAGUCGGGAUGGAGCCCGCUGGAUCACCUGGCGGAACAGGCAUGGAAAGCAGGUGGUUGAUGGAAACACCAACCCAUAUGACAUUGUCCUCAAAGACUUGGAGCCACCUAUAAUCGCUCAAUUUAUUCGGUUUAUACCUGUGACUGAUCACUCCACAAAUGUCUGCCUCCGGGUGGAGCUCUAUGGUUGUGUCUGGUUGGAUGGGCUGGUUUCAUACAGCGCUCCAGCAGGGCAGCAGUUAGUUCUACCUGGUGGCACUGUGAUUUACCUGAACGAUUCAGUCUACGAUGGAGCUUUUGGCUACAGCAUGACAGAAGGGUUAGGUCAGCUGACAGAUGGGGUUUCAGGCCUGGAUGAUUUCAGUCAGACACAUGAAUACCAUGUAUGGCCUGGUUAUGAUUACAUCGGCUGGCGCAAUGAGAGCACCACGAACGGCAAUGUGGAAAUCAUCUUUGAAUUCGACCGGAUCAGAAACUUCACCACUAUGAAGGUUCACUGCAACAACAUGUUUGCCAAAGGAGUGAAGAUCUUCAAGGAGGUGCAGUGCCAUUUCCGCUCUGAUGCCAACGAAUGGGAGCCUAACGCUGUCUCCUCAGUGCUGGUCCUCGAUGACGUUAAUCCCAGCGCCCGCUUUGUCACGGUGCCCCUCCUCCACCGCAUGGCCAGUGCCAUCAAAUGUCAGUUCUACUUUGCUGACACCUGGUUGAUGUUCAGUGAGAUCACCUUCCAGUCAGAUGCAGCCAUGUAUAACAAUUCUGGAGCCCUUCCUGAGUUUUCCGUUACUCCCACUACUUACGAUCCAACCCUCAAAGUGGAUGACAGCAACACCCGCAUCUUGAUCGGCUGCCUGGUGGCCAUCAUCUUCAUCUUGGUGGCCAUCAUUGUAAUAAUCCUCUGGAGGCAAUUUUGGCAAAAGAUGCUGGAAAAGGCUUCUCGCCGGAUGCUGGAUGACGAAAUGACUGUCAGCCUCUCUCUGCCCAGUGAGUUCAGCGUGUUCAACCACAACCGCUCCACCUCUUCAAGUGAGCGAGAAUCCAACUCCACAUACGACCGCAUAUUCCCCUUGGGCCCAGACUACCAGGAACCCUCUCGGCUGAUCCGCAAGCUGCCUGAAUUCACCCCAGGGGAAGAUGAGGCAGGUUGCAGUGGGGCAACCAAGCCUGCCCAGCCAGGUGGAGCUGAAGGGGUUCCUCACUAUGCAGAGGCAGACAUUGUCAACCUGCAAGGGGUCACUGGCAGCAACACCUAUUCUGUCCCUGCUCUCACUAUGGACUUGCUUUCUGGCAAAGAUGUGGCUAUGGCUGAAUUUCCUAGGAAACUGCUGACUUUCAAAGAGAAGCUGGGAGAAGGCCAGUUUGGAGAGGUCCACCUGUGUGAAGUAGAAGGGAUGGAGAAGUUUGCGGACAAGGAUUUUGUUCUGGAUGGCAGUGUCGGCCAGUCUGUCCUCGUGGCUGUGAAAAUGCUGCGAGCUGAUGCCAACAAGAAUGCCAGGAAUGAUUUUCUCAAGGAGAUUAAAAUCAUGUCCAGGCUGAAGGACCCCAACAUCAUCCGGCUGUUGGCUGUGUGCAUCACUGAUGAUCCUCUCUGCAUGAUCACAGAGUACAUGGAGAACGGAGACCUCAAUCAGUUCUUGUCUCGCCAGGAGCCCCAGGGCUUACCAGAGAGUGCCACUUCUUCAGUCAGCUAUGCUGACCUGAAAUUCAUGGCUACACAGAUUGCUUCUGGCAUGAAGUAUCUGUCCUCCUUGAAUUUUGUCCACCGAGACCUGGCCACACGCAACUGUCUAGUGGGGAAGAAUUACACCAUCAAGAUAGCGGACUUUGGAAUGAGCCGGAACCUCUACAGUGGAGACUACUAUAGGAUCCAGGGCCGAGCGGUGCUCCCCAUCCGUUGGAUGUCGUGGGAAAGCAUCCUUUUGGGGAAAUUCACCACAGCAAGUGAUGUGUGGGCAUUUGGUGUGACGCUCUGGGAGACCUUCACGUUUUGCCGUGAGCAGCCCUAUUCCCAGCUUUCUGAUGAACAAGUCAUUGAGAACACCGGCGAGUUCUUCAGGGAUCAGGGACGGCAGACAUACCUCCCCCAGCCUGCAUUCUGCCCGGAUCCCGUGUAUAAGCUCAUGCUCACCUGCUGGAGACGAGACACCAAAGACCGGCCUUCGUUCCAAGAAAUCCAUCACCUCCUCCAAGAAGCAACCACUUCAUAGUCAGUGCGUUUCAUUCCUACGCAGGACCAUCUCUCAAAGAAACCCCACACCUCAAGCUGAAGCAACAUCACCUGGACUUUUCAUUGCUUUGAGUAGCGGAGCUGGAACUUUGAUCAGCCACCACGGGAAAGAAAGUGGACUCUGACCAGGUCUGCCGCGCAACCUUAUUCAAGGUGCUGUGCUUUAGACUGGCAAAGUUUGAAACAAAUGUUUAUUUAUCUUGUACAUGUUAUAGCUUUUGGUUUAUGAAUGCAUUUUUUUCUGCAAAAGGAGGAAGAAAUAAUGAGGUAUACUUUUUUUAUGAGAUUUUUUUUAGAUGUAUCCUGAAGAUGAAAUUGGCAAGAGGCAUACAGAAUAGGAGAGUGCCGAAGCACCUGGCUAGUAUUUUAUGUUCAAGGCUAUAUGUGUGGUAUGAGCCCUCAGGAACACAAAAAUGAAAAAGCACAGAAUGGGAGGAUUUGGCUUCUGUAGAAUUUCAGCUUUAACAACCCCCCCCCAAAGAUUCUUGUCCUUUUUAGUUCUGAGUAUAUAUCUUUAAAAUCUUUUUAGUUCUGAGUAUGUAUGGCCCCGUUUGUGUUUUGUACUACAUGAAAUAUCAGACUGUUGUGUCUCAUGUGUCCUGGAUCUGGAGUUCCUCUACUAGGUGCUCUCCCCACCCAAUCCUUCAGGUCUCUUCCCAAAGUGCGGAAGGGAAGACCUAAGCUCCUUCGCCCUAUGCGUUGUAAUCCCUAUUUGAAUUGGGCCCCUGUGCACCUGGGAAGUAUGUUUAUGGAACUCCAGGCAUGUGUUGAUAGACUGCAUGUCCACCAUGUGGUCUUUGUGUGAGGUGUGAAUUGACCCACAAUUAAACAGAGAGAGUGAAUGUUAGUUUGAAGCUGCUAGAUCAAAAUACUGCUGUAGGAUAUUUGUCUGUGAAUGUCUUUUGGAAGUAGAAACUGGGAUUUCAGAAAGUGAGGUUUUCUUGUAAUAGGGGACUUCAGACAUCUUCCUAUUGUUGUUUUCCCACAGCCUCUUGGCUUAUGAACUGUUGAGGUAUAGCAUGAGGAGCGUGGUUGGUUUUGCAAAGCACAGGCUCUUAUGGUGUCUGAAGUGACCCUACUGUGAGGGAAGGUGAGGUGUGCUGCCUUAGGCAGACAAUUUUGAGGGUCUUUAAAGGGGGAGAGAGUGGUAGACGGAAUUUGACAGUGUGGCUCCUGUUCAUUUCAUGGGGACUUGUGAAAGAGAACUUUUUGGGACUAGCACUCUGAAGGAAAUUAGGUAUCAACCAGGCAGGCUGCCAAGCUGGAAAGCCAGCAGGUAGGCUGGAAGUACUCCAAGCCAGGCCAAAUUAGAUGUGGUGGGGCAGCCAUGUUUGUUUGUACACAUGCCUGCGUUCACGUAGUGAGAGGUGAGAGAGUGCAUGGCUGAAGGGAAGCUGAACCCCUCUCUCCAAACUUGACUUGCUACUUCAUAUGUGAAUAGGGCAGACACAGGAGCAGCAUGCAGCUGCCCCCAUCCUGUUUCAUUUUGUACAUCAGUCUGUACUGAGACUGGAAAGCUGGGCCACAAGUGUUAGAGGGCCAGGUGGGACCUUAUUGGCUCCUUGGAUCAUGUGACCACCUAAGAA